Messenger RNA from Falco peregrinus (peregrine falcon), 5690 nucleotides. It is a transcript of the gene GIGYF2, whose product is annotated as GRB10 interacting GYF protein 2. The transcript is spliced from 28 exons. The record is from RefSeq and is a predicted model, not a curated record. Gene Ontology annotation, biological process: insulin-like growth factor receptor signaling pathway. Gene Ontology annotation, molecular function: protein binding. NCBI's taxonomy places the organism in Eukaryota, Metazoa, Chordata, Aves, Falconiformes, Falconidae. The coding region runs from base 143 to 3979 and encodes 1278 amino acids. Gene Ontology annotation, cellular component: perikaryon; vesicle; membrane.
GCCUGCCCUCACGUGACGUUGCGUGGCGGCGCAACCGCCAUCUUGUGUUGUUGGGGCUGAGGAGUCGCUGUGGCCGUGAGGGACUCUCCGUCCGGGAGCGCAGGUUCACGCUUUUUACAGAAGAGGAAUAGAACAGGAAAAAAUGGCAGCAGAAACUCAGACACUUAACUUUGGGCCUGAAUGGCUGCGAGCUUUGUCUAGUGGCGGGAGCGUGACAUCCCCUCCUUUGUCUCCGGCUUUGCCAAAGUACAAACUAGCAGACUAUCGCUAUGGGAGAGAAGAAAUGUUGGCACUUUUUCUAAAGGAUAAUAAGAUACCUUCAGACCUUCUGGAUAAGGAAUUUCUGCCUAUUUUACAAGAGGAGCCCCUGCCACCACUGGCACUUGUACCUUUUACAGAAGAAGAACAGAGAAAUUUCUCUAUGUCUGUAAACAGUGCUGCUGUCCUGCGGUUGACAUCACGUGGAGGAGGAACGGUGGUAGGGGCUCCUCGAGGUCGAAGUUCCUCUAGAGGUCGAGGCAGAGGCCGAGGAGAAAGCGGUUUCUACCAAAGAAGUUUUGAUGAAGUGGAGGGUGGAUUUGGGCGAGGAGGGGGCAGGGAAAUGCACAGAUCACAGAGUUGGGAGGAAAGGGGAGACAGACGCUUUGAAAAACCAGGGCGAAAAGAUCCAGUGAGACCAAACUUUGAGGAAGGUGGGACAGCAACAACGGGGAGGAAGCAUGAGUUUAUACGCUCUGAGAGCGAGAACUGGCGCAUCUUCAGGGAGGAACAGAAUGGGGAAGAUGAUGAUGGAGGCUGGCGACUGGCUGGGUCACGGAGGGAUGGUGAGAGGUGGCGUCCUCACAGUCCAGACGGCCCUCGUUCUGCAGGCUGGCGAGAACACAUGGAGCGACGACGGAGGUUUGAAUUUGAUUUCCGGGAACGAGAUGAUGAACGGGGUUAUCGACGAGUACGGUGUGGGAGUGGCAGCAUGGAUGACGACAGGGACAGUCUCCCUGAGUGGUGCUUAGAAGAUGCAGAAGAAGAAAUGGGAACAUUUGACUCCUCGGGGGCGUUUCUCUCUUUAAAGAAGGUGCAGAAGGAGCCGAUCCCUGAGGAACAGGAGAUGGACUUCCGACCUGUGGAAGAAGGGGAAGAAAGAUCAGACUCUGAAGGGAGCCACAAUGAAGAAGCCAAAGAUCAUGAAAAGACCACCAAGAAAGAGGGGGAGAAAACAGAUAGAGUAGUGGCAGAAGCAGUGGAAGAAGCAGUCCAAACAUCUUCACCGGCUGCCAGGUCAGAUACCCCGCCAAAAUCCCAGCCUCCAGACCCACUGCAGACAAGCCUUUUUGAAAGGAAGGAAGAGUCUGUGCCAGAAAGAACAGAAAAAACAGAAGAUAAAGAGAAUAGAACAGAGAAUACACCACCAGCCAAAAUGUCCAGCAGAGGGGAAGAUUUGGCUUCUGUUGCUCAACCCUUGUCGCAGAUUUCUGCAGACACAGCUUCUCCUGCUCAUCUUUCUCCUCCUGUUUCCAAUUCAAAUCCUGCUCUGCGUCCGGUUCAGACACCUGUCACAGCUGCUCCAGGCAUGGGCAACAUUCCUACUGAUCCAGAUGAUGAAGAGGGCCUCAAACAUCUGGAGCAGCAAGCAGAGAAAAUGGUGGCGUACUUGCAGGACAGUGCCCUUGAUGAUGAAAGACUAGCGGCAAAAAUUCAAGAGCACAGAGCAAAGGGUUCCUCUAUGCCAUUGUUCCAUGAAGCCAUGCAGAAGUGGUACUACAAAGAUCCACAAGGAGAAAUUCAGGGUCCUUUCAGUAAUCAGGAGAUGGCAGAGUGGUUCCAGGCCGGAUACUUCACUAUGUCACUGUUGGUUAAGAGAGCCUGUGAUGAGACUUUCCAGCCGCUUGGAGACAUCAUGAAAAUGUGGGGCAGGGUUCCCUUCACUCCAGGUCCAGCACCUCUUCCACAUCUGGGCGAGCUGGACCAAGAACGGCUGACUAGACAACAAGAGUUGGCCCUGAUCCAAAUGCAGCACCUCCAGUAUCAGCAUCUUUUAAUACAACAACAAUAUGCACAGAUGCUGGCUCAGCAGCAAAAGGCAGCCCUCUCAUCCCAGCAGCAGCAGCAGCUCGCUAUUCUCUUGCAACAAUUCCAGGCCCUGAAGAUGAGAAUAUCUGAACAGAACAUGAUGCCACCUGUUACAAGGUCUGUGUCAGUGCCAGACACUGGCUCAAUAUGGGAACUUCAGUCAGCUUCACAGCCUACAGUCUGGGAAGGAAGCAGUGUCUGGGAUCUCCCCAUUGAUACUGCAGCUCAGGGACCAGCUCUAGAACAACUUCAGCAGCUCGAGAAGGCCAAAGCUGCAAAGCUAGAGCAAGAGAGGAGAGAAGUGGAAAUGAGGGCCAAACGAGAGGAAGAGGAGAGGAAAAGGCAGGAGGAGCUUCGGAGGCAACAAGAAGAGCUACUUAGGAGGCAGCAGGAAGAUGAGAGGAAACGACGGGAAGAAGAAGAACUGGCCCGCAGGAAGCAAGAGGAAGCCCUGAGGCGACAACGAGAGCAGGAAAUUGCACUAAGGCGGCAGCGGGAGGAAGAGGAGCGGCAACAACAGGAGGAAGCACUUAGAAGAUUGGAAGAGAGAAGAAGAGAAGAGGAGGAAAGGCGGCAGCGAGAGGAGUUAAUUCGUAAACAGGAAGAGGAGGCUGCCAAGUGGGCACGUGAAGAGGAGGAAGCUCAACGGCGACUUGAGGAAAGUCGGCUACGCAUGGAAGAAGAGGCAGCCAGACAGCGGCUUGAAGAAGAAGAGCGAAAGCGCAAGGAGCUGGAACUCCAGCGCCAGAAAGAAAUAAUGAGACAGAGGCAGCAGCAGCAGGAGGCUUUACGACGGCUGCAGCAGCAGCAGCAACAGCAGCAACUUGCACAAAUGAAGCUCCCUUCAUCUUCAACAUGGGGUCAGCAAUCAAAUUCAGGAGCUUGUCAGUCCCAGACCACACUGUCAUUGGCAGAAAUCCAGAAAUUAGAAGAAGAACGAGAACGGCAGCUUCGAGAAGAGCAAAGGCGUCAGCAGCGUGAACUAAUGAAGGCCCUUCAGCAGCAGCAGCAGCAACAGCAGCAGAAAUUGUCAGGCUGGGGUAAUGUCACCAAACCAACAGGCACCGCCAAGUCACUGCUGGAGAUACAGCAGGAAGAGGCAAGGCAGAUGCAGAAACAGCAGCAACAGCAGCACCAGCAGCCGAACAGAGUCAGAAAUACCACGCACUCUAACCUGCACACCAGCAUUGGGAAUUCAGUGUGGGGCUCCCUAAACACUAAUCCCAGCAACCAGUGGGCAUCUGACCUAGUCAGUAGCAUCUGGAGUAAUGCUGAUACCAAAAACUCAAACAUGGGUUUCUGGGAUGAUGCAGUGAAGGAAGUGGGACCUCGUAACUCGACCAAUAAAAAUAAAAGCAAUGCCAGCCUCAGUAAAUCUGUAGGUAUUACAAGCAGACAAAACAAGAAAGUGGAAGAAGAGGAGAAGCUGUUGAAAUUGUUCCAGGGGGUUAAUAAAGCCCAGGAUGGAUUCACUCAGUGGUGUGAACAGAUGCUUCAUGCACUCAACACAGCCAACAACUUAGAUGUUCCCACGUUUGUUUCUUUCCUGAAGGAAGUAGAGUCUCCCUAUGAGGUCCAUGAUUACAUCAGAGCCUAUCUCGGAGAUACUCCUGAGGCCAAGGAGUUUGCCAAGCAGUUUCUUGAGCGCCGUGCCAAACAGAAAGCCAGUCAGCAACGGCAACAGCAGCAGCAACAGGAUUCAGUGUGGGGGAUGAACCACAGUUCGCUACAUUCGGUCUUUCAGACCAAUCAGAGCAACAACCAGCAACCCAAUUUUGAGGUUGGGCAGAGUGGGAAGAAAAAGAAGAAACAGAAAAUGGUUCGUGCAGAUCCCAGCUUGUUAGGGUUUUCAGUGAAUGCCUCAUCGGAGCGGCUCAAUAUGGGAGAAAUAGAGACUUUGGAAGACUACUGAGCAUGUGCAAAUCAACUGGCUUUUCCUGCAUCUGUUAACCAUGGAUUCUCCAUUUUGGACACAGUACUCUCCACCAUGCGUUCUUCUUCACCUCGCAGUGAAUCACAGAAUCAAUCAUCUCAGGCUGCUUCCUCCAGCCCCAGCAAAUGCUUUCUGCCCAGGACUGCACAGGCAUUGUUCCUACUGUCAGCCUAGAGUCAAGUGGACUUUGUUCAGAGUCCUGGGAGGGUGGGAGAUAGGAUUCGUUCACAGCAAGGCUGAUUUGGGCAGCAAGCUUUCACUGUGCUGUGAUUUCUUCUGCUGACAUACCUGGAAAAAAAAAAAUAUCAAUUGGGAUUCUGCAAACCAUUGCUUCCCUCUCCUGGUUACUUGUACCACAUCCAACAUGUGCAGUCAUGGAGAGAGAGAGAGAGAGAGAGAGUUUGUGGUUAACAGAUGUUGGUCAAAACCAAAAUGCCACACAGAUACUGACUUCCGUGCUCCAUCAGGGCAAGAGGUGCUCUCCCAAGCCAGGAGUUGCAUUCAUAAGCUAACUUUAGAACUGGCAACAGCAGGAGAGGGGCGGUGGUGGGCGCAGUUUAGCUUGGGUUGGUUUGAAGUUGCACACCCCCUGCCAGCCCUUCUCAGCACAUUAUUUUUGGAGGGAAAGCUCGAGUCUGUCUUCAUUAGGUGGUGAUGCUGAAGCUGGAGGAGUUCCCUGUCAGCAUACUCCAGCCUUCCUGGACACGUGGGGACUUUUGCUCUGGGAAGAAGGUGGGGGGUGGCGUCUCUUCUGUCGGGUUGAAUUUAUCCCUUAAAUGCUACCUUCGGAGGGUUAGGACCAGUUUAUUUUGAGCUCUUUUCCUGCAAAUUUGUCUCGUUUAAGAGACAGUAGGAUCUUUACCGUGUGGAUCUUCAGUCUCUGGUGAGGGCAAACACUGGCUUUCAGAUAUAUGUACCCCAGCAGUCUUAGGUAGUUGUCAUUUUGAGCAGUGCUUAGGUUAACACGCAGAGAUGCCCUUUUGUCAUGAAGAGAGACUGUUGAGGGCGAAGCUAUGUGCAAUGACGGCCCUGCUUAUCUCCUACACCUUCAACUGCUUCACGCACCUUCACUGGGAUCCAUAGUCCUUAAGUAUUUAUGGAAUCGUAACCUUCUGCUCUCACCGAAAGAUUAACACCAUCUUCUCUCCUCCAUCCACCCACGCGCACACACCACAAAAAAAAAAGAAAAUGAAAACUGCCAAAUGCACUUAGUUUCCCCCCCCCCCGGUCCCAUCUCCCAUUCCCAGAGGGUUACAACCUGCGAAGGGAGAUGUGCUACCGUUUUGGUGGAGUUGUAUAAAGGGGUCUGUUCUUCUGUCAUCACUGCCUAAAGAAAACAGUUCGAGUCGCUCAAGAGCAGUUUGGCUUUGGAUUUUAUUUCGUUUGGUUUAUUCAUUUUUUGGGGUCACCUUCCCCUCCUCCUCCUCCUCCUCUCUCUUCCCCCUGCCCCCAAACAUGUACAGUAACUAUACAGAGACUGCUGCAGACUUGUAUAUAGUUUUUGGAUCCAAUAGCAUGGAGAGACUUGGAACUGUUGCAAAUCUGGUCUCCCUGUCUCCUUUGCUUUGUAAAUUCAUAAAAGGGGGAAGAGGGGUAGUUAAAAUGUUUACAAAACUUUAAACUCCCUCUGAACUUUUGCCAGUGUGGGGGGGGGAAAGAGAGAACUUAAAUAAAACCUGGUUGUAUUAUA